ACAACUCAGUCAUUCAGCACAUUUCCACACACAGCCUCUUUUACUCUUCCUUCGCUCUUUCAGGCUCAGGCAGCUCUUCCCUCGUUCCAGCAACACAGCAUUGUUGAAAAGCAUUCAUCAACAUACAUACCCUGCGCCUAUACUCCAGUCUUUUAUACACACACACACACAUACACGAAGAAAAACAACAAAAAAUAAACCCGUCAAGAUGCGCACCUCGCUCUUUCUCACAGUCGUUGCCCUUACUGGCUUCACUGCGGCAACACCUUUGCGCCGCCUACCAAUGCCCGCCACUGGAGGCUUCGUGACUCCUCGAGUUCCCACUGCCCAGGGGGACGUCGCCUCAGCCUGCAAUAAAGCCACCCUCAAGCUGCCUGCAUCUGGCCUCGCCGCACCAUCUGGAAACCCCGUCCUUGUCGCCUUGGGCGUAGGAUUUCAAAACUACACCUGCGCUGAUGCCAGCUCGGCUCCCACCUCCAUCGGUGCCGUAGCCCAGCUCUUCGACGACACCUGCAACGUAGCUGCCCAUCCCGCCAUCGCCACUAGUGAUCUUCCUGCUUUCGCCCGCAUAGGCUCCCAUUUCUUCCGUGACACCACGACCCCCGAUUUUGAUGUUGCGUCGCUCGGUAACACGAUCCUAAAGAAGGCACAGGAGGUUGAUGCGCCCAACCCGGCUAGCGAUGUCAAGUGGCUUAGACUUACCGCUCAGGCUGGAUCAACGAGCACCGUUAAAGAAAUCUACCGUGUGCAGACUGUUGGUGGAAUUGCGCCUGCUACUUGUGCAGGUAAGGCGGCCGGCGAGGUUAUCACUGUGCCGUAUAAGGCUCAAUACUGGUUUUACGAGUAAGAACGGUACGACUAGGGACUAGAGACGUCAGGUCCCAAUUCGAGGUUCAGAUGGGUGGGAGAUGAAGAGAAGGUGCUGCUGUCCAGUGAUUUACCCUUGUAUUCAUUUUCUUUCUUACUUUCCUUGAACGCUAUCUUUAUUUAGGUUCAGCUUUUUCUUGUACGAGUAUAAAGUAGCAGCAUAUACAGACCAAAUUAGAAAACCAAGGUUUCUUUGGCCAUUACACAUGUCCUAAAUCUACCCUAUAUAUUAAA
Molecule: messenger RNA, 1101 nt
Organism: Bipolaris maydis ATCC 48331
Lineage: Eukaryota; Fungi; Ascomycota; Dothideomycetes; Pleosporales; Pleosporaceae
Source: RefSeq, a predicted model, not a curated record